UGCCGAGACGCACCGUCUGCGGACAACGAGCCGGGCGCCCCGCACGGAUCAGCAGCAACCCCCGCAUAGCCCCCCGCCCGCCCCUGCGGCGCGGCGCCGCCACUGCUGCUGCUGCGGGCCCAGCGGCGGGGCCCCCCCGGCCGGGCAGCGCGGGGCCGGGGCCGGGGCCGGGGCCGGGGCCGCCUCCCGGACGCGGCGGCGGGAGCAGGCGGCGCCGCGGGGGCAGGUGCGCGGCGGCGGGGGCUGCGCUGCCCUGCCCGCCGCUCUUUCGCGUAGGGCUCAGAGAGGGCUUCCGCGAGACAAAAAGCCGCCCGAAAUGCGUCUCUGUGCAGCCCCCGCUCCGUAACUUUUCCGGAGGGAAAAAAAUCUCGGCGUGUGCUUCCUAUGCGGACAGUUUCAGGAAGCUCGCUUCAAAGGCCUGUUUUCGGCCGGGGAAAGCCUGGUACCUGCGCCGUCAGGAGCGCCCUGAGCCUCGUUUCCUCCCGCGGCGUAGCCGCCAGCCCGACACCUGCGAGCACCCGCCGCGGCCACCAUGUCUCCCAGGAGCAGCUGCUGCCCGACUCACCUACUAGUAAUCGCCUCUCUGCUAGCAGCACCAUCCCAAAGUCGGGACUGUUCGGCAGAGAAAAUGGAAAAUACCAUCAUCAACAUAAACUUAGCUCUCUCCAAAGGUGUCAGGGGCACAGAACCAGUUUAUACUUCAACCCCAGAAGCUUGCAUACGUGCUUGCUGCUUGGGAAAAAAACUCUCAGGAGACAAAAAGUGUAACUUGAUGAUUUUCGAUGCUCGAAGGACAAGCAUGCAUCCGAACUGCUACCUGUUUUACUGCCCUAGCGCAGAGUCCUGUCCAACGAAACCAGCAAUAGGACUUGUGAGCUACAAGAUAACUAGAGACAGCCAUCCUCUGGAGGAUACAUCCUUCAAAAAUGGGUACUCUUUGUCUUUGGGUGUUGGAGCCUUUAUUUCUCACAGUCCAACAAGCCAUCUGAAUCACACCACUACUUUGCAACAAUCUGACUUUCAUCCAGCAGCUGAACUCCCAAACUACGUGGCUAAGCAUAUAGACAGUAGUGAAUUUCGUAUAGAUUUGCCUAACAUCCAAGGGGCAAAACAUCCUGAGAGCUUAGACUCCACCCCACGGCAGAAAGUAAAUAACCUGCUGCCUACAAAGGUGUCUUUCACUGUUCAAACUGGAAAUCCCUCCACUUCACUGCCCACGACUCAGUCCAGUGUCCCUGAACCCAGCAGUACCACCGCCGCUCCUCUGCCUACGAGUGUCACCAGGCUGCAAUCCAGUACGAACUCUCUGCCAACUGCUGCUAAACCUGGUGCCCUCACCACCACUACAGUGACCUUUCUGCCUAAAGCUGAACUUGGCAGCCCAGCUGCCAGCAUUGCUGCUACUCAUGUUCCUCUUUCUGGCCCCCAGACUUCUGCUUCUACUGCUACAGCCACAUGGGUGACCACAAAUGGCAGCACUGAGCCAAGGCAGAGAAGGCCAGCCACCCCUUGGGCACCAGCAGCUGUCUCUUCCAGUGACACCAACCAUGUCACCUUCCUCUCUUCAGAUUUCCCUCUGUCUCAUAAUGAGUCCCCCACGGCUUUCCAAAACAACCGUCAAGGUUAUGAGCCAUCUGAUUCAGGGAGAUACUUGCUGGAGGGCCUUCUGAGGCGGGAAGAUGUUGUUCAGCUGGGAGAAAAAAGCAGCCUUGUAGCAGCUUUACUUUUUGGGGUGAUAUUCUUGUUAUUAGUUAUUGCACUGAUGGGGAAGAAAGUCCACGAAUCGCUUCAGAAGAGACAUUAUACAAGGCUGGAUUACUUGAUUAAUGGAAUGUAUGCGGAUGUGUGAUGGGAAGGGAGAGGGAAGUGGUCGGUUAGGAGCAAAUGUGGUCAUCGCUGAGAGGUCUGCUCUGAAACCGAGCAGUAGAUGCUGAAAUCUUAGAAGAGGAUGUAUUCUAUUUUGGCCACAAAUGAGAAAGCAGCAGAUGCUUUUGGUGGGGAAGAGAACUGCUAUUUCUACACUGAACUGUAAUGUGUAACUUUUGGUGUAUUACUGAAUCUUAAAAAUAAACACUCACAUCCAAAGUAA
Messenger RNA from Dromaius novaehollandiae (emu), 2089 nucleotides. It is a transcript of the gene MANSC1, whose product is annotated as MANSC domain containing 1. The coding region runs from base 533 to 1849 and encodes 438 amino acids. The transcript is spliced from 3 exons. The record is from RefSeq and is a predicted model, not a curated record. Lineage: Eukaryota; Metazoa; Chordata; Aves; Casuariiformes; Dromaiidae.